Messenger RNA from Dichomitus squalens LYAD-421 SS1, 2129 nucleotides. Its product is annotated as G-alpha-domain-containing protein. Lineage: Eukaryota; Fungi; Basidiomycota; Agaricomycetes; Polyporales; Polyporaceae. The record is from RefSeq and is a predicted model, not a curated record. The transcript has 10 exons. Bases 102 to 1661 code for a protein of 519 amino acids. Gene Ontology annotation, cellular component: heterotrimeric G-protein complex. Gene Ontology annotation, biological process: adenylate cyclase-modulating G protein-coupled receptor signaling pathway. Gene Ontology annotation, molecular function: G protein-coupled receptor binding; guanyl nucleotide binding; G-protein beta/gamma-subunit complex binding.
CGCAGCUGCACCUCCUCAAAACGUCUUGACUGGGUCCGCUUCACCCUACUCGAACAUUCACUUGCCUCUGACUUGCCUUCUUUCCAUCGACAUCUGGCGCUAUGACCCGAUCCCUUGACACACCCGACCCCCUGGCCGCCGCUAUCGAGCCUCCAGAGAAUGAGACGCCUGCUGAGCGAUGGGCUAGGGAGCAGGCAGAGGCAGAGGCUCGCAGGAUCAGCGAGCAAAUCGACGACCAAAUCAAAGCGGAGAAGCUGGCUAUGAGGAAGCGGAAGCCACCAAUCAAGGUCCUCCUUCUGGGCCAGAGUGAGAGUGGGAAGUCUACAACGGUCAAGAACUUCCAGAUGGCGUACGCAUAUUCGUCGUUCCUGGCUGAACGUGCAGCAUGGCGUGCCGUGAUCCAUCUGAACCUCGUCCGCUCCGUGACAUCUAUUAUGAACAUCCUUGCGCAAGAGUUCCCUGCUAGUUCUACCCCACUCGACAACGAACCUCCAUUGAACCCUCUCGAAGAAGACGACGACGAAGACGACAAAGCAUCUGUUGCCCCAACGGCUUCCCUCCUCGACGAGACACAUAACCUCCUUAUUCGCCGCCUCUCGCCGUUACGCGACGCACAGCGCGCCCUCGAACGUAGUUUGGGCGCUGCAUCUAACGAGGAAGUCAACGGUGGGCACGGCAGCGCCGCUCCUUGGGAGAGCGCGAAGUUCCGCCCCCGAGAGUUCGCCGUAACCAGCCGGAGCGGAUGGAAGGCUGCGCUGAACCGCGUACGUGGAAUGAGAGACGACGCCGAUAACGGCAAGGGAGGAGCGACUGAACGCCCCAAGCACCAACACCGCGCCUCCAUCACCCGCACGUCCGAGGCUCGCAAUUCUGACUCCAGGCACGAGCUGGAGGGAACUGAACUCGGUGUUGAACGUGCCGCGGAGGUCAUCACAUCGUGUGCGAGCGACAUGCACGCUCUUUGGACAGACACCGCCGUCAGGGCAGUACUUGACAAGCGAGGGGUGAGACCCGAAGAAUGGCCCGGCUUCUUCCUGAACGAUGUCAAGCGCGUCGCCGACAAGGACUAUCAGCCGUCAGAUGACGAUGUCGUUCGUGCACGGUUGCGGACCAUGGGCGUCCAGGAGCACCGAUUCAUCUUCGAGAAAGGUUCUGAGACCGGUCGCGAAUGGCUGAUUUACGAUGUGGGCGGUGCGCGCUCUCUGCGGCACGCAUGGUACCCUUACUUCGACGACAUCAACGCCAUCAUAUUCCUCGCGCCGAUCAGCUGCUUUGACGAGACCCUCGCAGAAGACAAGAGAGUGAAUCGUCUUCAGGACAGCAUGCAGCUCUGGAAGGCCGUCUGUUCCACUAAGCUGUUAGCGAAAGUUCAGCUCAUUCUGUUCUUGAACAAAUGCGAUCUUCUGCAAAAGAAGCUUGCGCGCGGCGUCCGCGUAGUCGAUUGGAUCCCAACCUAUCACGACAGGCCAAACGACGCGCCGUCAGCAGCGAAGUACUUCCGCGGGCAGUUCAAAGAUGCGCUCACCAAGUACUCGCCGGAGCCGCGCAGCUUUUACUCCUAUCUCACGUCCGUCGUGGACACCCAAGCCACAGCUAUUCAAGUUGCAGCAGUUCGUGAAGGAAUUCAGCGGAACCACUUGAAGGACGCCGAUAUCCUUUGAAGCUUAGGCGUCGAGCGACCUCUCUCAUUUCUGCAAUGCUCGCGACGAUGAUGUCCAGAUGACCUUCCCUCGGCAGGUCGUCAUGAACCGCUCAGUGUUGUGGUUGAAUCGAGCAGAUACCUCAUCGUACCACCUCUGCUUUCCCCGCCCAGACUAACGUACUACUAUGGUUGCUUCGCUCAUGGUUGCCACCACGCGCGCCUGCAGUGCCCGAUCUAUUUCCCUUACCUAUUCCUUAAUCCUAGUUCCAUCUCUAUGACCUUCUCUGUACUCUUGCUUUGCAGACUCCAGCCCUCGCUCGUCGGUGCCUACGCGUCCACCUCGUCUUCUUGCUCUUCAUCGUCUCACGUUAGAGUGCGGUUCGCAUUCAAUCAGUACUCUCAAUCGCCCAUCUUGCCGAUUCAAAUAUUAUAUGCCGUAUUUAUGUCACGCGCUCCCUUUGUACUCUAUGCUGUAGCCUUCGUCACG